Paraphaeosphaeria sporulosa is the source of this 7623-nucleotide messenger RNA. RefSeq lists its product as uncharacterized. Gene Ontology annotation, molecular function: oxidoreductase activity; phosphopantetheine binding; 3-oxoacyl-[acyl-carrier-protein] synthase activity. Bases 1 to 7623 code for a protein of 2540 amino acids. Lineage: Eukaryota; Fungi; Ascomycota; Dothideomycetes; Pleosporales; Didymosphaeriaceae. The transcript has 8 exons. Gene Ontology annotation, biological process: fatty acid biosynthetic process; secondary metabolite biosynthetic process. The record is from RefSeq and is a predicted model, not a curated record.
AUGCCUUAUGUUGAGACGCCGCCCGAAAGAACCUCUGAGAAUGGGGAUUACGGCCACGAGCUCGACGACGUCGUAGAUGGCGGGCUUAUUGAGCCAAUUGCGAUCAUUGGCUUUUCGCUCAAGGCCCCUGGAGAUGCAUCCACGGCGGAUGCAUUCUGGGACAUGCUUGUUGAGGGACGGUCUGGAGCAUCAGAUUUUCCUAGAGAACGCAUCAACAUAGAGUCUUUCUCCCAAGAUGGGAUACACAGGAGUGGGGAUAUACCAAUGCGCCGCGGGCAUUUUAUCAAAGAUGACAUACAAGCGUUCGACGCUGGUUUCUUUUCCAUUUCACAUACAGAAGCCCGGGCCAUGGACCCUAUGCAAAGGCUGUUGUUAGAGACCGCUUACCACGGUUUCGAGAACGCUGGUAUACCCAUGCAUGAUUUGGUUGGGUCCAAUACUUCGGUAUACACUGGAUGCUUUACAACGGAUUACUUGAUCCAAUUGACCAAAGACCCUCUUGCUAUUCCAACAUAUGCAGCCACUGGCACAGGGGCAUCUAUUCUCGCCAAUCGAAUCAGUUGGUUCUUCGACCUCAAAGGCCCUAGCGUUAAUAUGGACUCUGCAUGCUCAAGUAGUGGUAUGGCGUUGGAUCUAGCCUGCGAAAAUCUCCGCAAUGGAUCUACCAGGAUGAGCCUUGUCGGGGGCUGCAACCUUACCUUCUCCGCCGAGUAUUUUACUAUGCUCACCAACCUAAAUAUGCUGUCUAAAGACGGUCAGUCACACAGCUUUGACUCUCGAGCUAAUGGAUAUGCAAGAGGUGAAGGCUUUGGCACAGUCGUGCUAAAGCGAAUGAGCGACGCCAUCGCAGACGGUGAUACAAUCCGAGCCGUCAUACGAUCGACAGGAUGUAAUCAUGAUGGCAAGACUCCCGGUAUCACACAGCCAAGCAGCGAAGCCCAAGAGCAGCUCGUGCGGGAGACAUAUCGAAAGGGCGGUCUCUCGAUGAUUCCCACGCGCUUCUGCGAAACACAUGGAACAGGCACCUCCUUGGGUGAUCCCAUCGAGUCUAUGGCACUUGGACGAGCUUUUCAAGAUGCCAGGUCGCCAGCCGAUCCACUGAUCCUGGGUGCGCUGAAAAGCAAUAUUGGCCAUCUAGAAGGGGCGAGCGGCAUCGCUGGUCUGAUAAAGGCGGUUAUGGUCCUGGAAAAUGGACUAAUACCGCCGAAUUAUGACUUUGAAAGUCUCAAUCCAAAGAUCGACGCCGAGUAUCUUGGGAUCCAGAUUCCUGAGCGGGUUAUGGCAUGGCCAUCAAAUGGUUUGCGGAGAGCUUCCGUCAAUUCAUUCGGGUUUGGCGGUUCCAACAGCCACGUGGUCCUGGAUGAUGCAUAUAAUUAUCUGCGGCUGCGUGGCUUACAUGCAAACCAUCGAACUGUAGUUCGUCCUUCCAUACUCGCAGAAGUCGAACCUGAGAUACCUAGGUCACUUUUCUUCUCUGCAGAUACCGGGGAAGCUUUGGAGCGCGUGUUAUCGACUUACCAGGGUUGUUUCACAGAGCGCGAGUUUCACAUCGGCGAUCUAGCGUACACGCUUGACAGCAGACGAUCACACCUUCCAUGGCGGUCAUGCCUGACAGUCACGAGUCCCGAGGACUUGAUGAAACUCAGCUCGCGGUCAUCAGUCCCUCGCAAAGUGCAAGACAAGAAGCCUCGUCUAGGCUUUGUUUUCACGGGUCAAGGCGCGCAGUGGUUUGGCAUGGGCCGCGAAUUGAUGUCAUACCCGACGUUUGCAGAGAGCGUGAAAAGAUCGGACAAGCACCUCAAGAGCAUCGGAUGUCCUUGGUCUACCACUACGAUGUUCGCCAGUACCACAAGGCUGGGACUCGACGACCCUGUCCGCUCGCAAACACUAUGUACAGUCUUACAAGUCGCGUUGGUUGAUCUCCUGGCCCAUUGCGGCGUGAAGCCGUCCGCGGUCGUGGGUCACUCUUCCGGAGAAAUCGCCGCCGCGUAUGCCGCGGGCGCCAUUUCAAGAGAGGCGGCGUGGUCGCUGGCGUACAUGCGUGGGUAUCAUGCGCAGACACUGCCAUCUCGGACAGAUUAUCGCGGCAGCAUGAUCGCCGUCGGUCUUUCAGAAGAAGAUGCACGUCCUUAUCUCGAGGAGGUCAUUCGAUCUAAUGCUUCACCUUGGGCAUUGCGUGUAGCUUGCUACAACAGUCCGCGUAGCAUAACCGUAUCCGGACCAAGCGAUCAGGUGGAUAACCUCGAGACGAUUCUGGAUGAAGCUUCGGUCUUUAAUCGCGUUCUACGGGUUCCGGUGGCCUACCACUCACCACAAAUGGAAGUCAUUGCGGCCGAAUAUGGCGAUUCUAUUGGUGCGAUGCAGGUCCAGGAGCUGCGCAUCCCAAUGGUGUCUUCGGUCACGGGAAUGAUAGCCACUGCAAAGCAAUUACAACGAGCACAGUACUGGGUCGACAACAUGGUCUCCGCAGUUCGUUUUGAUGAAGCUGUUGAGGCCUUAACCGCUGUCUCACCCAAAACAUUGACCAAGAAGCUUGACAGAAGCCACCUCAUGAUGCCUGCAGUAGACCUGCUCGUGGAGAUUGGGCCGCAUACAGCUCUAAAAGGGCCAGUCCUGGACAUAUUGAAGAAGACACCCAGAGCCUCAGAAGUGGAUUACGACUUCGCUAUUUCCCGCAAUGUGUCUGCAGCUGAGACCGUACAUCAUCUCAUCGGGCGGUUACACUGCAAAGGCCUCGAUGUAGACUUGAGACAGAUCAACGAUCCUAUUGGCACUCCGCGAGCGGUCCUCACAAAUUUACCAGCAUAUCCAUUCGACAAGUCCCAGACAUUCUGGUAUGAGAGCCGGAUGAAUAAGGAUUAUCGCCUCAAGGAACACGGCCAUCAGGAAUUCCUAGGUUCACGAUCCCUGGACUGGUGCUCGCUCGCUCCGCAGUGGCGGUACUUCAUCCGCACCAAGGAGCUUCCCUGGACAGAAGAUCACAAGAUCAACGGCGCUACCUUGUACCCUGCUUCCGGUAUGAUCGUGAUGGCUGCCGAAGCAGCUCGCCAGAUGGUCGCACCCACCGGCGAGAUUAAGGGUUACCAGCUCCGAAACGUCACGUUUUCCACAGCUCUGAAUAUUCCACCAUCAAGAGGAGAGCUUGAAGCACGUAUCGGUCUGCGGCCCUCGGGUAACAUUGAGCAUGCGUUUGAAUUUAUCCUAUACUCCGUGCAAAGCAACAAUGGAUGGGUUGAAAACUCCAGAGGCGAGAUUCAAGUCUAUCUCAAGGCCGCUGGGGACCUUUCCGAUGCGCUCCCAGGCCUAGAUGCAUCCCAGGCAUCCCUGACUUGCGAUGAGAGCCUUGACACCGAAUCUUUCUAUCAGUAUCUCUGGGAGAUGGGCUACGGAUACGGUCCAGCAUUUCAGCUUGUUCAGGACAUCCACCACGACUCGAAGUACGGAAAGGUCCUAGGCCACAUCAAGCCGUUGGUGACAACCGUAAGUAAAGACUCGAUUGUACAUCCUGCGACGCUUGACGCGAUAAUGCAUCUUGAAUUCGCAAUUCUCUUCAAAGCCGGCACAGAUCGCCCUGGAACUUUCAUCCCCACCAAGAUCGACAACCUCUGGAUGUCUGACAAGGGGUUAAAUGUUCAAGAUUCCCUUGUCACUGCAGUCACCACAGUGCAAAGUCGCACUCAGCGACACGCUAGAGGCUCGUGCCAGGUAUUCAGCCCGGAUUUUGGCCAGACUCUUCUACGGGCAGAAGGGAUCGAGCUCACCAUGGUCGCAUCAUCAAACAACAAGAGCCUGGUGCAACCUGGCUCCGAGCAUGUCUUGAGCUACGUUUGUUCGGAAGUCGAUGUUGACAUGCUGAAUGCCGAGCAGCUCAAGGCUUACCUUGCAAAAACAUUCCCGACAGAGUACGAUCCAGUUGUGAAGCGCAAGGCGAUUCGAGACUUCGUCCUGCUCUCGCUACAGAAUUUAGACUCGCGCUUAGCAUCCCUGAAUUUAUCGCCGUCGACACCGCACGGGCGCGCCUACGUGGAAUGGGCCAAGUCGCUGUGGCAGCGCCCGGACAUCGUUCUCCCAGACGCAAGCCUGUCAGAACUGGAGGAAGAAGUUCUUAAACAUGGUACAGAAGGUCGUAUGAUAGUGGAAGUCAACAAAGGCCUCCUUGACAUAGUGCUCGAUCACCGACCGCCGCAUGAGCUCCUCUUCGGACCGGAUCGCCUUCUUCCCCUGUACUACGAGGAGAAAGCGAAAAAGGAAGUCUACUUUAGGCGUCUCGUCCACUAUGUCUCCCUGCUCGCACACAAGCGGCCAAAUCUGAGAAUCUUGGAGAUUGGUGGUGGAACAGGAACGUUUACUUCAUACAUUCUUGAGGCGUUGAGUGUACCAGGAGAUGACGGAUCGAAGCGCUUGCGGUGCAUGAGUUAUGACUUCACGGACAUUGGUCCGGCUUUCAUCGAUCAGGCCAAAAGCAGAUACGUCCAGUACGGCAGCAAGAUGAAGUACAACAUCCUCAACAUCGAAGACGACCCAGAACGCCAGGGCUUCCGACCUGAGUCUUACGACAUCAUCAUCGCCAUCUCGGUGCUCCACGCUACUCGGAAUCUGGGAGAGACUUUGGCAAACACACGUCGAUUGCUCAAGCCUGGUGGUAGACUCUUGCUGCAGGAGCCAACCACGCCUGAAGACCCUUCCCACUUUUUCGUUUUUGGCGUCUUCCCCGGAUGGUGGCUGGGUGUUGAAGAGUACCGCCGGCUGUGCCCUUUGGUGGAUCAGCCGAAGUGGGAUCUCUUGAUGAAGGAGAAUGGGUUUACAGGAACAGACAUAGUGCUACGGGACUACGAGAUGGACGACGCGCAUCAGAUGGACUUCCUCAUCUGCCAGGCGGCUGCCAGUGAUGUCGCAGCCAAACCUACCAUCAAGCAAGCAGUCUCACUCAUCGUGGAUAGUGGGUCUGCAGCUCAACUUCGUGCGGCAGAGACCGUACGGAAUACACUCCUCGCGACAACAGGUACAGAGAGCGAGAUCGUCGCGCUGAGUGAGUUGAUGACCGAGUCCGAGAUCUUGAUAAGCACGUGCAUAUCUCUGUUGGACUUUGAUGGUCCUUUCAUGACUAGCAUGUCGGAACAGCAGUACGACGGCCUCCAGCAACUGCUCAAAAAGGCUAAGCUUUUGGUGUGGGUUUCUCGCGGCGGUGGCGACCAACCCCACCAACCAGGCUUUCAGAUGAUUGAUGGCUUCGCACGAUCGUUCCGACUGGAGGCUGCGUUUCUCAAGCUCGUACACCUGGCUUUGGAACCAUCGGAAAUCCUGACGGCGGACCAAGCAGAUGCAAUUGUUCAAGUGCUCGACGUGACUAAUGCAUCCGACAAUUACGAGCAUGAAGUCACCGAGAAAGGGGGCUACCUCCAUGUACAACGUGUGGUGCCGCAGCCUGCACUGAGGCAGGAAUUCCUAUCCAGGAUGCGCCCACAGCGUACAAUCCAGCGCCAGGCCACCGCAGACUUGAGCGUACAACUGGAUAUUGAUGUGCCGGCGCAGCUCGAUACACUCGCUUUCACCACUACAGCGAAUUUCAGUGGGCCGUUAGGUUUUGACGAAGUAGAGAUCCAAGUCAGGGCCGUCGGUCUCAGCCAUGAAGACCACCUCAUCGCGAUCGGACGUUCGGAAGCUCGUGCUUUCGGAAGGGAUUGUGCGGGUGUAGUCACCCGCGUUGGUGAAGGGUGCAAGCUACAGCCAGGCCAGAGAGUUUGGAUGUAUGCUAGCGGAAGAUGUGGCUCCACCGCGCGCUCAUCAAUGCAUGCUGUGGUCUUCCUUCCUGAAUCGAUCUCCUUCGAUCAGGCCUGCGCGCUUCCGAGCGAUGUAGUCACCGCUGCACAUGCUCUUCAUGCCAUUGCGAGGCUUGAAGUGAGCGAUGCUGUACUGCUCGAUUGCGCGGGUUCCCUUCUUCAUAGUGCGUUGGUAACGAGCAACUCGCUGGGUCUGAACGUAUUUGUCCUGGCGCAUAGCCACAAUGAAAAACUUGUGCUAGAACAGGAAACUGGGUUGCCCCCGAGCCACGUGCUAGUUCUCGGAACACCCUUCCAGCACCAGUUCAAAGCACUCAAUGGAGGACAAGGAGCAGAUGCUGUGAUCAGUACACGGGCCGAUCCCGCAUGUGCAGAUGUCCUAUCGACCUUUGGGACGUACGUACACGUUGCCAACGAUGGACAACUGCCUAAAAUACCAUUUUCGGCUAGCAAUCUUACGUUCGUCAACCUGGAUAUCGCUGCGUUGGCGGAGGCUCGUCCUAGGCUUCUCCAGCCUAGUCUGCAAAUUGCAGUCAACCUUGCUGCUGCAGUCAAGCAGGACGAUGUUCAUACCUAUCCCGCGUCGGACCUGGGCAGAGCCUUUGAGAGGCUGGGUGAAGUUGAGCACGGCAAGAAAGUGAUAUUGACGUUCGGCUGCGACGAUCGCAUUUCGACCAAAGUCCUGCAGACCGAGGCAUAUACCUUCGGUGCCGAUGGCACGUAUGUUCUUACGGGGGCUUUCGGUGGACUUGGUGUCCAGGUAGUCCGCUGGCUGGCAAGCAAGGGCGCGAAGUACAUGAUUCUUCUUUCACGCUCUGGCCCUCGAACUGAGCAGGCGCUGAAAUUAGUUGCCGAGCUGCAAGCCAUGGGCAUCACUCUCGCGAUGCCGACAUGCAGCGUCACCGACGCUGAGGCAGUGAAGAAAGCGGUCCGUGACGGUCAAAAGGGCAUGCCACCAAUUCGGGGGUGCGUUCACUUGGCGAUAUCGGGCAAGGACAAAUCCUUCGAAUACAUGUCGUACCCCGAGUGGGUGGACCGAACGUCAGCCAAGGUCCAGGGCACCGACAACAUCUAUGCCGCGCUCCCUUCGGAUCUCGAUUUCUUCAUCAUGACAGCCUCGGUAGGUGGCAUGGCUGGUCUAAUCUCCAUGUGCGCCUACUCCGCUGGAAAUGCGUACCAAGAUAACUUCGCGCGUUAUCUUUACGGCAAAGGGCAAAAGGCCAUCGCCAUGGAUUACGGCGCUGCGCAGGACAUCGGUAUGCUUGCAGGCCAGGACCUCAUGUACGACCGCCUCAUCCAGACGGGGCAAUACACCCCCGUUACUAGUCGCGAACUGGUGGCGCUGCUCGAGUACUACUGCGACCCCGCGGUGACGGUGAACUCGGUCGAGCAGGCCCAGCCCAUCAUUGGCAUUGAGCCGCCCGGCCGGCGCAUCGCUCAGGGCAAGGAUGUGCCCGAGGGCAUGAAGCACUCGCUGUGGCUCAACCUCUACGACAUGGACGACUCCCUUGGCGCUGCCGACGCUGUGGAUACAGGGACAAACGCGCGCUCCGCGAAUCUCAAGGAUAGCAUUGACGCUGCAGCGAGCGUAUCCGAAGCGGAGCACUUGAUCGUUGAUGCGCUGAUCCAACGCGUUGCGAAGACCACGUCCAUGCCGCCGGAAAAGAUGGAGGCAGAGAGGCCGAUUCACAGCUACGGGGUGGAUUCGCUAACGGCGAUAGAUCUGCGGAAUUGGAUUGCGAGCGUAUUUGAGUACGAUAUUGCGGUGUUUGAGAUUCUGGGGGAGGCGACAUUCAGGGGUGUGGGCGAGUCUAUCGCGAGGAAGUUGAAGGAGGGCAAGUGA